Ectocarpus siliculosus is the source of this 1788-nucleotide messenger RNA. The record is from the annotation of a GenBank genome assembly. Lineage: Eukaryota; Phaeophyceae; Ectocarpales; Ectocarpaceae.
AUGGGAUCCCUACACGGAGUGAUCGAGACUAAGGACAACGCCGUCCAGAAGCAUAAACGCGAGAGCGAUCGCCUCCGUCGAGAAAUCAAGCGACUUCAUGUGGAACGAGAGGAGCGCCAGGGUCAAGAGAACGCCAUGAUCGUGGCGGCAACACAGAACUCGAGGCUGCUCAAGUUGCUGGAGCAGGAAGAACUGAAGCGCGAGAGCGUUCUCACAGAGCGGGAUGAAGCCCUGGCCGAGGUGAGCGAGCUCAAACAUCGGGUGAGGACCAGUGACGAGCAACACGCCAAGCGCACCAGCGGGUUGGAGGUCAAACUCAUCAAAGCUAUCGGGGAAAACUUGGCUCUCAAGGAGAAGUAUUCCAGCACUGACGAGAAGAUCGAGACGCUUACGAAAGAGCUCGAGUCCGCCCGAAAACAAGCCAAGUUCGACAAAGAAACCGCCGAGACAGCUCUCAGCACCCUGCGCCAGAGCCAGUACAGGGUCAUCAGCGAGCUUCAGGAGUCUAGAGACGAGCUGCAGCGAUACAAAGACCAGGCGGAGACGAAGGGCGACGAGCUUGCGGUGUGCCGGCAGCAGAACGCCGAGCUGGAGAUGAGGCUUGGCACCCUUCAGAGUGAUUUGAAUUCAAUGGAGAGGACCUCCUCAGAGCGAGAAGCAGCGGCGGAUGAAGACUCCCGACUAGCACAAGCAAGGCUCGAGAAGGAGAUUUCCCUGAGCGAAAGCCUCCACAACAAGGUGGCGAGCAUGAGCCGGACGAUACUGAGGCUGGUUGAGCGUCACAAGGAUCUGAAGGCUCAGGUGGUGAAGCAUGAGGCUGAGGAAGCUCGCCUGGGAGACCAGAUUGAGGAAGCUAGAAAGCGAGAAGUUCGGUUUCAGCAGAAGGUUGUCCGCUUGAAGUCUUCCCUAACCGUGGAGACGACGCAUAAACGCCUGUACGCAGCGCUGGACAAGUUCAACAGCCAGAUGACCAAGCCUCCGCUCCCUGCCGCAAACGGGGGUGGCAAUCUUCCGCAUGACGAAGCCUUGGCGAUUGGGCCCUCUACCCAACGCAUCAAGGGAGACGCUUUGCGGUGCAGGCGGCAACUUCUCUCGAAUCACAUGGCGCUGUUCGGGCUGGUAGCUGGCCGAGACGACGGCACAUCAGCUAGGCACGCUUUGAACGAACUGGACCUAUCGGAUUGCGGCUUGGACGACUUCGACGUUCAUGGCGUGAUGGAGCUCGCGUGUUCGUGCCCCCGGCUGGAAGUCCUCAAUCUCAGCAUGAACUACAUCGGCGACGCCGGCGCGGCAAGCUUAGCUACCGUUCUGCGACUGGCAUCAUGCGGUUUGAGGAGACUCGACCUCACAUGCAAUCAGAUGAGCAUGGAAGGCGUUAGGGUGCUGGCGAAGGCUCUGGAGGAGAACUGCAGCCGAGGCGUGAGCCACGUGUACGUGCACAGCGAAGGACGAAUAGAUGCGCUCGGCAGAGAAAAGGAAGACAAGUGUCAGUCUGUGAAAGAGAGGAACAGCGUGCCGGAUGAGGAGCAGGAUGCUUUGGGAAUGUUCUUCAGCGUGGUUAUUGUUGACGCAAGGGACAACCACCCUCAGCCAGCCGGCAACCCCGACACGGCGCUACCCUUGGCACGUCGCGGGAAGAGGCAGAUCGGUCACAUAGCCGCGGCCAGGGGGCUCAUCGGCAGCAAGAAGAAGGGCUCUGGAAUCAAGCCGGAAAGGAACAGCCACAACUCCCUCUUAGCCAGGCAGAGCCAAGUCCGAGAUUUCAUGACGAAGGUUGCCUACAAUUAG